Molecule: messenger RNA, 6452 nt
Organism: Penaeus chinensis
Lineage: Eukaryota; Metazoa; Arthropoda; Malacostraca; Decapoda; Penaeidae
Product: DDB1- and CUL4-associated factor 5-like
Exons: 12
Coding region: 849-3671 (940 amino acids)
Biological process (GO): negative regulation of fatty acid biosynthetic process
Cellular component (GO): cytoplasm; Cul4-RING E3 ubiquitin ligase complex
Molecular function (GO): protein binding
Source: RefSeq, a predicted model, not a curated record
GUUCGCGUGUUCUGGUGCCGAGACCUACUAUUCCGACGUGGUACGCCAUUCCCAACUUUAAACCAUAAGGCCAGAAGGUUCAGUAACACUUAAUCAUACGGAGGAUUCUAUUUAUACAAACCUUUGCUUGUAAGCUCCCUAUACGAGGAAACUUACGCUAUAUUAUGUAGCACAAAUUACCGUGGAUUAAUAGAGCAAUUGCUUCUAUGGAAGAUAAAACACGAGACUAAUAUCUGCGAAUAUAAAUAUAAUGGAAGGCAAGCAGGCGUGGAUCGGAAUGGAGGAGGUCAAGUCAGCUGAUUGUCUUUACACCCGUUUUACCAUCAAAACUUCUACUCUGCCGCUAAACCCAAUGCCAAUACCUCGUGAAAAUAAGCCAAGUCUCCACAUGUUCACAAAGAAGGAAUUCUUGCGGGGAAAUCGGCGCUAGAUUGUGUGUUAAAGGGAAAAAGAGAGCUCUUGGCCUUGAGUGAGGGAGGAAGAACAUAAACAAAGAUCAGGUGGGGAACAGCUGAGACCUUCCUUGACGUUUCCUAAUAUAUGCUUCGAACCCACUCGUGGUCCAUGGGCAUUUAUUGCGAAGAUUGUAAUGAUCCACAAAGAGCUUAGUGAUUCAUGUUUUAUAAAAGGUCAGUUUGAACUCCCUUAUGAACCCCAGUGCUAAGUGAGAAUUGAUGGAAGUCCGGUGUUGGAAGUGACACGAGAUGCCUUAGGGAGUGAGGCAGGAACCUGUUGUGUGGAGGGAAUAGACAUGCUACACGAGGGUUUCUUCUAGGAAGGAGACCCAGUGCUGAAACCUCUUUGGGGUAUAUAGUGGUACCUUUCUCCAUGCUAAUUUAAGUCACAACAUGAGGACAUCAGGGAAAUUAAGUGAACUCUCAGGUUGCUCCAUUAGAUACUUGGAGCGAAGAGCCUAUCAUUCGGCAAGGUCUGACUGGGGUCCUCAUGUGGCCUCAGCGGCUUUUCUUUCGAGACGAUUAGACUCAUCAAGAAAUCUCUAUCGCAAAGACUUGUAUGCUCAUUAUGGCUGUGUUAAUGCAAUUGAGUUUUCGAAAGAAGGAGACUUGCUUGUCUCAGGUGGCGAUGAUCGGCGUGUAUUAUUAUGGAAUGUGGACAGCGCCCUAUCAGGAGCCCGUCGCCCAAGAGCCAUGGAGAGUGAACACAGUAGUAACAUAUUUUGUCUUAGCUUUGAUUCUUCCAAUUCCAAGAUUUUCUCAGCAGGCAAUGAUGAACAGGUCAUUGUGCACGAUCUGAGAACAGGGGAAACAACAGAUGUAUUUCUGCACCGAGAGGCUGUGUAUGGAGUAUCUGUAAAUCCUUCCCUAGAUUCUGUGUUUGCCAGUGCUGGGGAAGAUGGCCAAGUUUUGCUGUAUGACAUGAGGGAAUCGGCUGCUACAGAUCCUGUAUGCUUGGCUCGUUACCAUGAUGCCUUCCAUGCUGUACAGUUCCAUCCAGUAGAACCUGUGUUUGUAGUUACUGCAAACUCUCGUGAAGGAGUCUCCCUAUGGGAUGUGCGCAAACCAAGGGUACCUGUUUUGAGAUAUGGAGAGAAAAGAUGUGCCCAGUCAUCAAUGUGUGCCAGAUUCAAUAGAACGGGUAACCAGAUAAUAGCUCUACGUAGAAGGCUACCUCCAGUUCUUUACAAUACUCACAGCUCAAAACCAGUUUGUCAGUUUGAUGCAGAGCAUUAUUACAAUUCAUGCACAAUGAAAAGUUGCUGUUUUGCUGGUGAUAACGACCAGUUUGUUCUCUCGGGAUCAGAUGACUUCAACCUGUACAUGUGGAAGAUCCCUGGGAAUAAUAGUUCAGAACAUUUUGUAUCAGAGGCUCACAUGGUCUUAAAAGGUCAUCGUUCGAUAGUAAACCAAGUACGCUUUAACCCACAGAACUUCAUCAUUGCUUCCUCAGGGGUAGAGAAAAUUGUAAAGCUGUGGAGUGGACUAUCAUUGCCAGGAUCCAAGGGAAGUCUGAAAACGAAGGCAUCAGGAAGCUUCAUGACCAGAAGGGUGUAUACCCAUGAGGAGUACAUUGGGCUGGUUAUGGAGAGUGGUCAGGAUGUUAAUCACGACUACAGCCAUGGGUGCACAGACGAGGACCCCCGGAUGAUGGCUUUCUUUGACUCCCUCGUCCAGCGUGAAGUAGAGGGUUGGACUUCAAACACAGAUCUUUCUGAUGACAUUGAUAAUGAACCUCACACUUCAGGGCAUGAGGAUGAUGACACAGAAACAACAACCACUCAGUCAUCCCUUUCAGUUGUUACCUCACAAUCUGAUGACAAUGAUUCAGAAACAAGUAUGAAUGGAAAUGAUAGUUUCAGUGUUUCACCAAGACAAAGAUUAGAUUCAUCUGUAAGCAGAAGACAAACACAAAAUCAACAGCAUAAAGAUGAGGAUGAUGAUGAUGAUAAUGACAAUGAGGAAGAGGAAGAAGAGGAGGAUAAUAAGGUAUCAGGUGGAAGUGAAUGGAUUAUGCGUCUAAUUGCAAAAAAGAGAGCAAUACUAAGAGCAGCUAAGAAAGCCCAGAGGAAUCGUAAACAUCUUAAAAAACAUCGCAAGAAGGCUCAACAGUAUCUCCGAUCCUUCACUUCCAGUAGAAGACAUAUCUCUCUCCCCAGAUAUUUAUAUCAUCCUGAGGGACAAAGUUCAUUAGAAGGAAACAGUGGAAGGAGUGAAUCUGCUGGCCUUUCUAGUGCCAUGGAAGGCAGUGCUGGGAGACUGAGGCGAAGAUCUUCCUAUCGCAGAAGAUACAUGGCUCCAUAUACUAUCAUGGUAACACAAAACACUGUACCAGAUUCUGACCCAGAUUCAGAUGACCAAGAAGAUGGUGAUGAUGAUCAGGUUGGAAGUGAAACUGAUGAGGAGAUUGAAACAAUUGAACAAAAUUUUAGUGAAGGGGACAGUGGCAAACGUCUCAUGUGGUCUUCUGACAGUGAUUCCAGUAGUGAGGAGGACCUACCACGUACAAAACGAAAACGUAAAGACUGUAUUGAUAGUGAUAGUGAAGAUGAUGAUGCUCUUGAGACUAAAAAUGGAGAUAUCAUACGGGUAUCAGAAAUUGUGGACUCAAAUUCAAGUGAUUCAGAUGUAGAAAGAUCAAUCAAUGAUAUAGCAUUGGAAAAUUCUGACAGAAAUCUUAGCAGUGAAGGCACUAGCAGUAGAGUUACUUGCUUACCUGAUAUAUUAAGUGACACCAGUUUGUCUGAGACAGCCUUAGGUAUUAAUAGCAAUGGUGUCAGUGACAUAGGUACUGACCUGAACAUUAGCAGUGCAGUAAGUGAUGCGAUUCCAAUCAGCAGUAUCACAACAGAUGACAAUGGAUCAUUAUUAUUUGAUACAGACCACAACUCACUUGUCUCUGGUUUAGAUCUCCCAGGAAACCUAGAUUUGGUUGCAUCUGCAGCAUCUAAUAGAAAGGCAGUGCAGAAUGGAACCAGUCAGACAUCCAAUGGCGCUACAUGUGUUAGUACAUCAGAUAAUGGAAUCUCAGUUCUUCCAUCUAGUACUGAAAAGAGUGAAGAUGACUGUGGAAAUAGGAAAAAUCAUGACAACAGAAAUGGUGUCACAGAAACAGAAAAUGGAAAUGGUGAUGGUGAACAAACUUUAACAUUUAAGAAGAGAAUGCCCACAAGUAAUCUUAGAAAUUAUCGAAGACACAAUGAAGAAGACCUUUGAAAUUUAUUCUGGAAAAAAAAAAUGUACAUUUCUUUUUUUUUAUGAUUACCUAAAUGGCCUUUGUCACAGUUUCUGCUAUUUUCCUUUCACCUUUGUUAAUAUUUAAGAAGUAUUAUUUUGCUGCUAUUAUUUGCUUUAUAGAUUUAUAUUGUAGUUGUAGAGUUGAAUAUAUACAGUAUAGGCCAUUGGGCAUUGUGUGAUAUGUAAUCUAUUUUGAAAUAGAUUAAAUGAAUUUGGAAUAUUAGCUGUUUGUUUAGAUACAGUCUAUAUUGUUUGAUCACCAAAGAAGCCAAUUUGACGUGUUUUUAUCUUUUUCAAAAAAAAAAGGGGACGAUAUAAAGGUUUGGCACGAAAAUAUGUUAAGGCAGAUGCUCACAUUGUGGGUAUAUUGGGCUCAAAUUCUCUUACCAGAAGUUGCUUAUUUUAUGUCAAUUAUAAAGUUUCAUUUGCCAUAGUUCUGACAUUUUAUAUAAUUUCUUACAACUAAAGUGAUGUAUUUUGUGAGUCAUCAUGUUAGUUCUUGGUACAAGAUGGUAAUACCAUACAGUUUUUACUGUUAUUUUUGUUCUUUGUUCAGGUUAUUCUGCCAACUGCUGGGGUCAUAUGCUGCAGAAGUAGGCUUUUUCAUUCAGCCAUUUUACAUUGUCAUUGUAUUUAACUAUUCAUCAUCAUUAAACUUCUGGAGCCUAGCAUUUGUAGUGAAUGCCCAGAGUGUGUGUGACCAGGGGCAGUAUUCAUUAAAGGUCAAUGACUGUUCUUUGAGAUUUUGUCUGUGAUUUGCUCUGUUGCCACAUCUCAAAGUUCAUGCUGCUAAUUAGAACAAACAUUUACAUCAUUAUAGACUAUGGUGAUUGCUACAAUAAAUCUUUCUUUUAUUUUGACAAUAAUAUUACACAUUCUUUACAUUUAACUGUAAUUUAGGCAACCAUACAUAUGUUUUCAUUGCAUCAGUUGUGAAGGCAUACAGCACCAUUUGUAUUCUCGAAUAGAAAAUUGCUGUAAAUAUGUAAGAAAUGGAUCAAUGAAUGGUUGACAAUAAAUCAGAAUGAGCCUCCAAAAUUUACUCUUCAUUAUUGGCGUGUGGCUCUCUUCAACUGUCUUUGACUCAGUUAAUUUAUUCAUGACCCCAUGAAAGUCUUUGACAGCCAGUUUUUGUUUAUGACUUGGCCAAAGUUUUAACCCAAUGGCGUCGGGUAUAGAAAAUUAAAAAAAACUCUACGCUCUGGCGAACGGUGGCAACGCGCCGACUCUGAGCGCGUGAAUUCGGUACAUCAAGCCGAAUCAUUGCUUCGGGGUGCUUUGGCGCGGCGCCGCUGCGGACAGCCACACGCCUCAUUUUGGGCGUAUUGUUAUGACGGCGAUAGCCGUGACCCGUCGCCAUUGGGUUAAGGCAGGCGUGGAAGUGUCACAAAUAUGAAUGGACAGUCUUUAUGACCACAGUGCAAAUUUAUGUGAUUCUGAAGUAAAUUUUGCAUUGAAAAUAAUAAGAAAAAGUUGUCAUAUAUUGUCAAAUGUUAAUUUAGUCAUUUCCUUCAUUUUCAUGAUAUUUUCACUUCAUGUCCAUAAGGACUGUCUUUAAUUUGUCUUCAUGCAAUUUUUCCCAUGUUUAAGAUUAUUCUGCAUUUGAAAUAAUGGACAUUUUGGAGGGCCCUUUUGAUUUAUUGUCAAUUGUGCCUUGAGCCAUGUCCUACAUUUUUACUACAUUAUUCAAUUUAAAAAAUAAAAAAAUCACUCCCCCCCCCUAUACAACUGAUGAAAUGACAAGAGACAUUGAUGUCACAUUACAUUUAGAUAUAAUAAUGGUGUAAUUUUACCAUCAUAAUAUAAGUAAGAUUUCUUGCAAUAUUUACCUUAUUAUUGCAAUAUAUUAUCAAGAUAGGGUUAUAAUGAUGUAAAUGUUGGUUCUAAUUAGCAGCAUUAACUCUGACAUGUGGCAUCAGCACAAAUCACAGAUGAAAUUGCAAAUAACAAUCAUAGCCCUUUCAUGAAUACUCCCCCUGGAAUCUAGUUUGAUAGGUUAUCAAGUUUUCAGUUCUUGAUUGCUAAUAUUUUUGUGCUUAUGGUAUUCUCAAUCGAAGGGUAUUUUUACCUUUAAAUUUUGCAGUAUUUUUUAUGUAACUUGCAAAAUAUGUAAAAAAAAAAAAAAAAAAAAAAAAAAAAAAAAAAAAAAAAAAAAAAAAUAUCAGAUACAAUAUGUUGAUACAGAAAAAAAUGCUGUAUUUGUUGUUUUUCUCUGUGGAUAUAUGAAAAACAGAAAGAUAAGGAAAUUGACAUCUGCUCAGUUUUCUUUUCUGUUGUAAUGAAUGUAUUGAAAAUGAAAGUUUUUCUUUCCUACCACUGUCCACAUUCUAGUUAUUCAGGAUUUCACUAGAAGUUUGCCACAAGGGACAGCUAGCAAUAUUUUUCACUGGGGAAACAAAGUAUUGAACUAGAUGAAAAAAUGAAAAUAUUCAUAAUUCAAAUUUAUGAGAAUUUUUGUUAUACAGAUAUCAGUGAUAUCACAAAAAAGAAAGAUUUAUCAUGGAUACUGAGGAUGUUGACCCAGUGUCUCUGGGAGUAUUUGGUAUGGUAUGAACAGCCAACUGGGCUUGCAAUGGGGCCUUUUUCAGCCAUGCAGUACCAGCUUUUUUUUUAUCAUCAUCAUCAUCAUCACUUGUAUGCAAAACAGGAUUUUAAUGUUUUGCAUAUUUAGAGAUGCAUGAUAUGCAAUUUGCUAAAUUGAACCUGUAGUAGCCCGAUUAUGUACAUUAGAGGCCAUUUCAAUAAAUAAGGUACGUUAAA